AUCCGUAAAGGGCAUUAACAACAUUUUCAUAACGUCCCUCCUCUCUUUAGCCCUUUAGGAAGGGUGGAGGGAAAGGAGGGUGAAUAAGCAGAUCCUUGAAGGUUGGAGCAACUCAGAAAGCCUUUGCCGCUCUGGAAGCUGUGGGGCUUUUUUUUGGAAGGGUCCCACCCUUAAGGUUGCCCCAUUUGAACCUCGGGUCGCCUUAGCUUGGAUGCACCACGGCCUGUUAGAUCCAGGUCCUUGCCGCGUCUACUGAGAGGGAAGGGAAGGAGAUUCGCAAAGGAUGAAAGAGGAAAGCAUGUGCCCAGAUUCACCGGAGGGGAGCUUGGUGACCAGCGAGGAGGAGAGUGAGAGGGUCCCCAAAAAAGGCCUGCGCAAGAGGACCCAACUAGGCAAACCCUUGGCCUCGGCUCCCCUGCAGGAGUGCAGUGCCCCCUCGCCCCAGGGAAAGCGCAGCAAGCGUAGCCCUGUGCCACAGACCUUCGAGGACAUGCACACGCAGCGGGUGAUUGCCAAUGUGCGGGAGCGCCAGCGCACCCAGUCGCUGAAUGAUGCCUUCGCUGAACUCCGCAAAAUCAUCCCCACACUGCCUUCCGACAAGCUCAGCAAGAUCCAGACACUCAAGCUGGCGGCACGAUACAUCGACUUCCUCUACCAGGUUCUGCAGAGCGAUGAGCUCGACCACAAGAUCUCCAGCUGCAACUACCUGGCCCACGAGAGGCUCAGCUACGCCUUCUCCGUCUGGAGGAUGGAAGGGGCCUGGUCCAUGUCAGCAUCCCACUGAGACCCACCGGGAAGGUCCAUUCAGGAAGGUAGCCAGCAGGUAACACGCUUCUGCCUCACCCAAGAGCAGCAACAGAGGAACUCUUCUCCAGAGAAACUCAGGGCAUAUACUCUGUAUGAUUCUCCAUCGCCAGCUCAAAAACGAGACCAAACGUGAUCACCAUCCUCUUGGGGAGAAGAGAGCCCAGCUGAGAUCUAGGAUGGAGAAUCCAGACUUUCCACCAUUACUCUGGGAAGAACUGCAGACAUAAGCGAGGCAGUGACUCAAAGCAGGCCCAGACUGCUUUUGCUUGUAACAAGCUGAUCUCAAAAUGUAUAUCUAGAACUCUUUCGAUGAGCUAAUUUAUUUUUGAAUUUGCAGGUUUUAAGAAUAAUUGUUUUAUUUUCAAUAGCUUUCUGCUUCCUGGGAGGUUCUUUCCACCUGCUCCCCUCCAACUAGGACCCAAAACAGCAGGAAUGACUUAAAUCCUCUUGAGGUGAUCUCCUGUCACCCUCCUUCAACAAGGACUUGAGCUCUAAAAGCCUCACUCCCUCCUCUCCCAAUGGGGUUAUGGUUAUUCCGCUGCCAGAAAAAACAUAUUCUGUACAUGCUCAGGAGCAUUACACUUUUGGUGGUGCUAGUUUAUGAUUCAAGGCUAAAUCCUGCCCCUAAAAAGCAGGACCUGCCCUGGCCUGGUGAGACCCAGCUUCUUCCAUUGAGGUCAGUUUGCCCCUUCUAGUGAUCCCACAAUGGCCCAUUCUGGCCCAAGUCUCAUUGGGAUAAGCACACCUUGCUAUUGCCUAACACAGCUACUCACUGCUGCUAAAUGGUCACCAUAUGGUGGUGGGAAAUGAGAGAAACCAAAUGCUUCUGGGGUGGGUGUGUAUCUAUCAGCAGCACAGGCUCAGUAAGUGGUGCAGUGGUCAUUCUGUCUCCCCAGGGAACCCUGGGAACUGAGGGACUCAUAGAAUGUAGUUCUGUGAGAAUUCUGAGAACCCGCACCAAACCACAAUUCCCAGGAACUGUGGGACUGGGUGAGCCAUUAAUCUUAAAGUAGCCUAUAAAACAAACCCAAAUUUAUACUUCA
This is a messenger RNA of Podarcis raffonei (Aeolian wall lizard), 1850 nucleotides long. Its product is annotated as twist-related protein 2-like. The record is from RefSeq and is a predicted model, not a curated record. Bases 284 to 784 code for a protein of 166 amino acids. Gene Ontology annotation, biological process: regulation of transcription by RNA polymerase II; developmental process. The transcript has 2 exons. Lineage: Eukaryota; Metazoa; Chordata; Lepidosauria; Squamata; Lacertidae. Gene Ontology annotation, molecular function: protein dimerization activity; DNA-binding transcription factor activity, RNA polymerase II-specific; RNA polymerase II transcription regulatory region sequence-specific DNA binding.